UUUAAAAGGAGGCUAGAAGAAUCCGUUUAGCAGGCAGUGGAGCGGCAGCAGCGGUAGUGCCUGCAGAGCUCGGGAACAGUACAAGAAGGUAGAAGUCAGUGCCGGAAAUACGGGGUGAUCCACUUGUUUGUUCUUCCUAAUUUUCACCUCGAGGAUGGCAACAAGAGUAGCACGCUCCGUUUUGUCCUCAGACAACACUUCAGCAACAGCAGCCUUCAAGAAGCCAUCACUGCAGCAACAGAAAGUUGGGCCGCGGCCACUCGGAAGUACAAACAGGAAUGUCCCCGUGCUCAAACCAGCUCGACCUCUGGCACAGAAUGCCACACUUUCAAAGCAGCUCUCCCAAAGCAACUCUUUGGCAAAACGAGAUGUUUCUGCAAAGCCACUGGCCAAGGAGAAUCGGCAACAUAGUGCUGAUUCCAUCCUGUCUAUCAGCAAGUUGUCUGUCAAAGAAGCAGACACGAGACCAGCCGAGCCCCUGUCUUAUUCUACGGCUAUGCUGCCUGCAGAAGUGACUGACAUCGAUGCCCUCGACAGUGGAAACGUUCAGCUUUGCUCGCAAUACGCAAAAGAAAUCUACAACUAUCUGUCUGAACUCGAGCUGCAGUACCCAAUCAGACCCAACUUCCUUGGGAACAAGCGUGAAAUCAAGGCAAACAUGCGUUCAAUCCUGGUGAACUGGUUGGUCCAAGUGCACGCAAAGUUCAACCUGCUCCAAGAGACACUCUACCUUACCAUUGCUGUUUUAGACAGAUACUUACAGGCGGCUGAAAAUAUUUCCCGUUCUAAGCUGCAGCUGAUAGGAGUGACAGCUAUGUUCAUUGCUGCCAAAUAUGAAGAAAUGUAUUCUCCUGACAUUAUGGAUUAUAUCUACAUUUCUGACAAUGCCUUCACAAAGAGGGACAUCCUCAAGAUGGAGAUCGUCAUGCUGGAAGCCCUAGACUUCAGCUUGGGUCGGCCACUGCCUCUGCAUUUCCUUCGUCGUGCUUCCAAAGCAGGCAAUGUGACUGUGACCGUCCACUCCAUGGCCAAGUACCUCCUAGAGCUGACAGUCACGGACUACAGCAUGGCUCACAUCCGCCCUUCUCUGCUAGCUGCUACAAGUCUGUGGCUAUCACUGCAAAUGGUUGAUGACGGCGACUGGACAACAGAUUUGGCCUACUAUGGCCGUUACACGAAGAAAGAGAUGGAGCCGGUUGCGAGCAAAAUGUGCCGACUGGUUAUGUCUGCCUCUUCCAGUAGUCAAAACGUAAUCUACAACAAGUACAAGAGUCCGAAGUUUCAGAGCAUUAGCAAUCGACCAGAGCUCCACUCUGAGCUAGUACGAGAGCUUGCAGCGAGACCCUGAAACUUAUUGUCUUAGUAGCAAUCGUUCAUUUACGAGGCAUCUAGGAUCCCCUGCAUGAGGUUCCGACAAGUGUUUUUAGCAUAAUUUUGGAUAGGGACCUACUCUGAAUCGUUGCUACAGCCAGGAUUUGGCCUGUAUUUCAGAUGGGGUUUUUAAAAGUAAAGUUUUAUCGACAGCCUGUCCGCUCGAAGAUGUGCCACUCAUACGAUAUGACAGUUUUCUACUAAAUGUACUAGCUUUUAACCUUACAAUAAAUUUUAAGCUGCUGUA
Messenger RNA from Ornithodoros turicata, 1618 nucleotides. Its product is annotated as G2/mitotic-specific cyclin-B-like. The transcript is spliced from 8 exons. Bases 155 to 1348 code for a protein of 397 amino acids. Lineage: Eukaryota; Metazoa; Arthropoda; Arachnida; Ixodida; Argasidae. Gene Ontology annotation, biological process: regulation of cyclin-dependent protein serine/threonine kinase activity; mitotic cell cycle phase transition. The record is from RefSeq and is a predicted model, not a curated record. Gene Ontology annotation, molecular function: cyclin-dependent protein serine/threonine kinase regulator activity. Gene Ontology annotation, cellular component: cytoplasm; cyclin-dependent protein kinase holoenzyme complex; nucleus.